Molecule: messenger RNA, 521 nt
Organism: Centropristis striata (black sea bass)
Lineage: Eukaryota; Metazoa; Chordata; Actinopteri; Perciformes; Serranidae
Product: CD209 antigen-like protein E
Exons: 4
Coding region: 72-521 (149 amino acids)
Source: RefSeq, a predicted model, not a curated record
CUUAGAGAUCAAGGUCACAAACCUGACGGCACAAAACCAGCAGCUGCAGACACAGAGGAACGACUUAGCAGAUGCCUACUGCCCCCAAAGUGAAUAAAAAGAGACAGUGUAGACCUUGUCAACCUGGCUGGGAACUCAACAAGCCCAGCUGUUAUGCAUAUAAUAAUCCUGAUCUAGCUAAGAGGAAAACCUGGGAAGAAGCUCGAGAAGACUGCAGAGGAAAAGGUUCAGAUUUAGCUGUUGCACAUGAUCAACAGCAAAAGGACGCGAUCAGUUUUUACAGCAAAGGUAGUUCAGGUUCUAAUGGAUACUGGGUCGGUCUGAGAGAUGAAGAUGGGAGAUGGAAGUGGGUUGAUGGAAGUGAGCUGACUGACAACUCCUGGAUAGGAGAUCCUACCGUCGGUCACUGUGCAAUUUCUUUCCAGAACAACAGAUGGAAAUCAGUGAACUGUGAUACAAAACAACGAUGGAUCUGCAAAAAGAGCACUUUAUCUGUUUAUACCCUGCAGUCUUACUACUGA